Closterium sp. NIES-67 is the source of this 3003-nucleotide messenger RNA. NCBI's taxonomy places the organism in Eukaryota, Viridiplantae, Streptophyta, Zygnematophyceae, Desmidiales, Closteriaceae. The record is from the annotation of a GenBank genome assembly.
AUUGCUACCAAAUCCUUCCAACCCACCCAUUCGCUCCUUCACCUUCUCCAUUUCAUCACUUGGCCCAACUCGGCUAAUCGCGCACUCCAGCAUGGCGCCCAGCUUCGGUCGUCCGUGGUUCGCCAUUUUCAACACGAACCCCGUGCAGGCCAAGGACGAGAAGGCCCCCAUGCCGCCGUCGAUCGACUUUCAGCCGUCGAUUCGCGUGAGUCAGUUCGGCGGUAGGAGCCAGCGGCAGCUCGUGGGGGUCUCCAGCAGCCCGCUCGUGCAGGACCAUGUCGCCGCCGUCGCAAUGCGCGCCAAGCUCGAGACGCGCAAAGCAAAGCCGCGCAGCACGGUGCGCCUACUCGACCCCGCGCCCGUGACGCUCGCCAGCGCUGCGCCCCGAACCGCCCUUCUGCCCGCAGCGUCCGCCGCAGUGGCCUCCGCGCUCAACGUAAGCUCCGAAGCCGCUUCCACAAGCGCGAGCGCCAACGGUCAAACUGCUUCCGCCUUCUCCGCUGCCCCGCCGGAACACGUCGCUUUGAGGAAGCCGUCUUCCGCAAACCCUCCGCCGUUGGCAAUCCCGCAGCCCGCGUCGCUCCCCUCCGCUCCCAUCACUCCGCGCACGACAGCCGCCGUGCAGCCGCCGCACACACCGGGCUCGUCGGCAGCAGCUCGGUCAAGCGCGAUCGCUCCAAUAACGGCCGAAUCAGAUCUGGUGGCGGCGCCGCUUGAGGUAGCGGCGCGGUGGAGCAGAGAGGAGUGGCUGCUCGUGGUGCGCGCCGUGGAAGCCGGCGGCAUGAGAUGCCUGAAAUGCCCGAAACAGCCGGUAGCCAUGGCCGCCGCAACGCACGGCGCCAUCCAUCUCGUCCAAAGCCUCAAAUCUACAUCUGCCCCCACAACGCCAGGCCUGGGCCCGGCCUCCAAUCCAGGCUCCGCAAAAGGCUCGGGGCCAUUCUCAAGCCCUGUGGCUCCCGCGGCAGGCGCGACGAAGGGCGACGUACCUGCUUCCCCGUCCGGCCGCCUGCUGUUUUACACCACGUCAUCGGGAUCGUCCGAUGACACCACAUUCGUCGAUGAUGCCGCCACGCUAGCGAGCCGCCAUUCGUCCGGCUCGGGGACUUCCGAUGAUGAUUACACUGUCAGCGCCGCGACGCGCUACAGCAGCUACAGCAGUUUUAAUAGCGGCAAUCCCAAGGGCGCUACAGCCGCGCAGGCACCGCCUCCGACGUCCAUCCCUCCGAGCCCGUCCGGCUGCCCGCGAACGCCCUUCUCUCGUCUCAUGCAGCACCCGCUGCCGCACCAGCAGCAGCAUAACCAGCCAGCCGUCUCUACCCGCGGCUUGCCGGCCGGCAGCAUGAUAGCUUUCAGCCGAGUCGCAACGGACGGAUCGGAGGAGCUCCCCGCGUGCCCGUUUCUUGGCCACUCGGCGCGCUACAGCAGCUACGAGACAAAGGAUGCCGCACUGUCGACUGCGCGAAAUCUGCCGUUCAACGGCACGACGACACGUCACUGCGCGGACGCGUCUCUCCCCGCGCGAUCCGCGACGGCGGGCUCCGCAAGCGCUUCCGGCGCGCGCGGGGCGGUAAGCGGAGCGGGCGCGGGAGCGGGCGGGAGCCGCAGCACGGGCAUGGGGAUGAGCGCGAGCGGCGUGGCGGUGGACGCGAUGAACCGCAAGCUGCUGACGGUGAUCACCAAGACGCACGAGAUCUUCGCGCGCGACAUGACGCCCAACGCCAGCCAGGUCGCCGACUACCUGCUCUCGCAGCUGCUCGACCUCACGCACUCCGAGUCCGGCUUCAUCGCCAGCGCGCUGAAGCGCGCCGAUGGGUCGAUGUACCUGAAGACGCACUCCAUCACGAACCUGGCGUGGAACCGCGAGCUGCGCGCGUGGUACGCGGAGAACGCGCCCAAGGGGCUGGUGUUCGGCAACCUCGAGACCAUCUUCGGCCGCGUCGUGACGUCCGCCGACGUCGUCAUCAGCAACGACGUGCCCUCCGACCCGCGCGCGUCCAGACAAGGCGUGCCGCCCGGCCACCCGGUGAUGCGGAGCUUCCUGGGCGUUCCCCUGUUCUCCGGGCCCGACCUGGUGGGCAUGUACGCCGUGUCGAACCGCGAGGGCGGCUACAACGAGAGCCUGCUGAUGAGCAUCCAGCCCGUGACUAAAACGGUGGCGCAGGUGGUGGUGGGCGUGCAACGGCGGCGGCAGAAGUGGGAGGCGGAGGAGCGACUCAACGACAUGCUCGAGGCGACGCAGCAUGCAAUGGUGGCGGUGGCAGCGGACGGCAAGCUCACGUGCGCCAACAGAGCGGCGCGCACCCUCUUUGGGCUUGACACCGUUGCGGACGGUGAUGGCGAUGCGACAGGUGGCAAGCUGCCACCGGGGCUGAAGCUGGCGGACGUGCUGGUCAGCAUUGACGGCGACGACGGCUACAUGCAGCGAGGCCUGGAAGCCUUUGCCGGGGAGUCACUCCACGAGCUGCCGGCAGAGGGGCGGCAGCACAGGUCGCAGGGAGAGGAGGGAGACGGUGCAGGUGAAGCAGCAGGCAGCAUGAGCCUCAGGGUGACCGUGGCUCGGGGCUCCUCCAGUGAUGUGAAAUUCGUGGUGACUGCCAGGGAGGCUGCUGGGGGGCAUUGGGGGCAGGCAGAUAGGGGGGCACGGUGGGAUGCUGAGGGUGGAAGGAGCAGUCAAGAGCAUGGGGAUGGGGGUGAUGCAGGCGAGGCAGGGCACACGCAUGGCGGGCAGGAGUGUGAGCUUGUGCUGUCGACGGAGGAUGGCACCCUCACCAUUCUUGCUUGAGUGGAUAGCUUUGUGCAUGAAGAGUUAGCUUCAUCCCUGGUUUUGUUGUGUGCAGCUGAACUAGCUCAAGUCUUGCAGCACUUAUCACAUGGUUGUAAUAAGAAAGCCGCACUGGCCCAAGGCAUGCGAAGGACACGACAAAGUGGGAGGAACUAAACAUGUGCGAAGGUCUGCUAAAUAUGGUGCCCUAAUGGCAUGUCCUAAGUGUUCGUUUUUUGCCA